AAUGAAUGAGUCGAUUUGUAGUUGGGAUAGUGAAAAUACAUCUAGGAUAUCUGCGAAUGAUCAAUUGAAUGAUAGCAACUUGGAAGAAUGGCAAAAUAUUCAAUAUCCGACCUAUAAUAAGAAUUACCUUGAAAAUAUAAGAGCUACCACCGAAAGAGGCGUUCCGAAACUAUACUCUCUAUUCUCAGACAAAGAUCUUGUAACCAGCUCCGAUGAGGAAGACGGCUGUCGCUCAAGGAAUAGAUUAGGCAAGUUUAGACCGGAUAAAUUAUCAACUAGAAGAUUUUUAACCGACUUACAAGUCUAUACUUUGAAUGAACGGACUACUGAACGAUUUUUGGACAAAUGCUAUAACUUAAUUAGCGAAUUGAAAAGUAUGGAUAAGAAAAAUACUUCCAUUAAACGUUUUCGUAAAAAGCUAUUUGCUUUUUAUUCUGAAAUUGAUAAAUUAAUGAAAACUGAUAAAGAUUUCUGGGUUGGUGACGAAGAAAAUGUUUCCAAGGUUAUUGAAUGCGUUGAAAGAUACGUUCUCACGAGAUUAUUUUGCCAACUAUUUACCCUAUCAAUAUCAGAGUUUAAUGACGAAGACUGUAAAUUCUAUCACAAAUGUCAUACUCUCAAAUGGAUUGAACCGCAUCAUCUACGCUGUCCUUUGCGAAUGGAUAACGAAGAUGUCGUUUGUCAGAUUCGCAAAGCAACAAGUACUCUGCAGAGGAUCAUCAAUAAGAAGAAUCCUUUCGAAAUGAUGAACUGCGCUCUACGAGCAGUAAAAUUUUGUGAAAAGGCUUUAUUAGCAUCAGGCUUUGAGGUUGUUUGUGCCGAUGAUCUAGUCACAGUGAUGAUCUAUGUUGUGUUACAAGCCUCACCUCUUCACGUAAGGUCAACUGAAGAAUUUCUGCUCAAUUUCGCCCUGCCUUGUAGGAUAGAACGUGGCCAAGAGGCCUAUUGCUUCGCUACUCUAGUAAGCUGCAUAAAAUAG
Messenger RNA from Dimorphilus gyrociliatus, 979 nucleotides. The record is from the annotation of a GenBank genome assembly. Lineage: Eukaryota; Metazoa; Annelida; Polychaeta; Dinophilidae.